Messenger RNA from Schizosaccharomyces osmophilus, 480 nucleotides. Its product is annotated as mitochondrial thioredoxin family protein, implicated in sulfur cluster assembly. Gene Ontology annotation, molecular function: NADH dehydrogenase activity. The coding region runs from base 1 to 480 and encodes 159 amino acids. Lineage: Eukaryota; Fungi; Ascomycota; Schizosaccharomycetes; Schizosaccharomycetales; Schizosaccharomycetaceae. The transcript has 3 exons. The record is from RefSeq and is a predicted model, not a curated record.
AUGAAGCCAGUACGCUUUUUCACUCCUGAGAACCUUCAGAUUGUAAAGAGGCUCGUCUCUCGUUAUCCUCCCGGCCGGGAAAGAGCUUCUUUAAUUCCUCUACUGGACUUAGCCCAAAGACAGCAUGGUACAUGGAUUCCCCCUUCAGCAAUGCAUGAGAUAGCCAAUGCUACUAAUCUUUCAUUUGAACAAGUUCAUUCUCUUGUCUUAGCAUAUCCCACAUCAUUCCAAUGGCGCCCUUGUGCCCCACAACUGCGAAUUUGUGAUUCUUGGAUGUGCUGUCAAAAGGCAAAACAGCGGGAGAAUGGUAUAUAUGAAGCAGCUCAAUCUCUUGUUUCUCAAUACGGAGUCGAGGUUAAAACGACGGAAUGUUUGGGAGCUUGCUAUGGUGCGCCAGCCUUUUGGUUUAAUGAUAAAAUUCACACAGAUGCUACGAAAGAGUCGAUCAAGCAAGUAAUAUCCAAAGAAUUCUCUAAAUGA